GAUUUUAUUUUGUUUUCUUCCGAUUUAACAAUAAACGUUCAUAUUCACACCACCCAAGAAAAGUUACAGAUUCUCUCCGUGCUUCGGCUGUCUGUAUAUUACCCUCAAACUACUACUCCUAAUCUCUCUCUCUCUCUCUCUCUGUGGAGACUGUACAAAAGAUUUCUUUUGCUUUCUUCUCAGCACCGAAAAGGGGCGGUUGCUAUCUGGAAUUCCACUUAGCUUCCGUGAGGUUUAUUAAUGAGUUUUUGCUCUUUCUUUUCCAAGCUGUUUUCACGUUUCCAAAAGGGCAUCUCCUUCUCCGGUUUCUCUUCUCUUUUCAUGCAUAUUUUUCUUCUGGGUACUUGAGGAGAAAGCAAGUAAUGGAGUAAUGGGUUGUCCAAGACAAGCUUCUGUUGCUUUUAGAGGAGUGUACUGAGGAUAGUUGGUAGAAGUGUUUGGAUUCUGAGAUUGGAUUUUUUUUUUUUCGUCUUUCUUUAAUUUCCCCUUCUUUCAAAUGGAGAGUUUUUACUGGGUACGUUUGGUGCUGGUGCUUUCUUUGGGUUUGUUUUUGGGUGCUCUUUGUCAGGAUGAUUCGGACUCAAACAUUACUGCUGUGUACAUUGUUACUCUCAAACAAGCUCCUGCUGUUCAUCACUUUGAGGGAGAACUGGUAAGGGGAAGACAUGGGUCCAGACACGGUCUUCCUCCUGGUAGAAUGAGUAGAUUUCACAAACCAAGGAAUCAUUCAAGAUCUGGGCAGAGGUCAAGUUCUUAUCUUGCUCGAGUCCAUGAUUCGCUAUUGAGGAGGGUGCUAAGAGGGGAGAAGUAUCUGAAGCUUUAUAGCUACCACUACUUGAUUAAUGGGUUUUCGGUGCUUGUAACUCCAGAACAGGCAGAUAAGCUUUUAAGGAGAAGAGAAGUGGCAAAUGUGGUUUUGGAUUUUUCUGUUAGAACUGCAACCACCCAUACACCACAGUUCUUGGGUCUACCGAAGGGGGCAUGGGUUCAAGAAGGUGGUUAUGAAACUGCUGGAGAGGGAAUUGUGAUUGGGUUUAUUGACACUGGAAUUGUGUCUUGUUACAUAGUUCUGUCUUUUUCUACUCCUCCCUCCCCAGAAGAUUCCAAGAUUUUACUUAAGUACUAUAAUUCUUCUCUGGGGAAAGGUGAACCCGCAAAGAAAAUUGGUAGAUUUGGAGCAGUUGCACGUAUUUCAGGUGGUCUAAAAGCCAACUACGGUAGCACAGCUCCAAAGAUCAUGUUCUUCUCUGCCAGAGGGCCUGAUCCAGAAGAUAGUUUUCUUGAUGAUGCUGACAUAAUGAAACCCAAUGUGGUAGCACCUGGAAAUUUGAUAUGGGCUGCUUGGAGUUCUCGCGGCACUGAUUCAGUUGAGUUCCAAGGUGAGAACUUUGCAAUGAUGUCUGGAACAAGCAUGGCUGCUCCUCAUAUUGCUGGGCUUGCUGCACUGAUUAAGCACAAGUUCCCCACUUUCAGUCCUUCAGCUAUUGGAUCUGCACUCUCGACAACUGCUUCUCUGUGUGAUAAUAAUGGUGGGCCUAUUAUGGCUCAGCGUGCUUAUGCCAACCCUGAUCAAAAUCAAUCUCCUGCAACACCAUUUGACAUGGGUAGUGGUUUUGUAAAUGCAACUGCAGCUCUAGACCCAGGUCUCAUUUUUGACGCAAGUAAGUCAAACCGCUUUUACAUUGCUGGGAAUGAAACUUACAGUGUGGGUUGGAGUUCUCCUUAUGGGGUUUCGGUAAAGGUUUCUCCGACCCACUUCUUCAUCGCCAGUGGGGAAAGGCAGGUAUUGACUAUAAUCUUUAACGCAACAGGGAAUAGUUCAGUUGCUAGCUUUGGAAGGAUUGGACUUUUCGGGAAGCAAGGACAUAUUAUCAACCUUCCGUUGUCAGUCAUAGUAAAAAUCUCAUAUAAUAGCACUUCCAGCUGAGGACUGAUAAACUAGUAUAUCAUUUUUUGUUUUCUGGGUUGGCCCUAGUUUGCGUUUUUUUCGUUUGUUUACUAUAUCUUCUCGACCCGGUUUGCAAGAUUUGUUAACCCAUUUUUUCAUUCAUUGCGUUGUAAAUGUAUAAAAAUCGGUCAUGUAGAUACCAUAAUUGAUUAAUAACUACAUUUGAUCUUUCCUUUGC
Molecule: messenger RNA, 2126 nt
Organism: Carica papaya (papaya)
Lineage: Eukaryota; Viridiplantae; Streptophyta; Magnoliopsida; Brassicales; Caricaceae
Source: RefSeq, a predicted model, not a curated record